CUUCCUGCAUUAAGCAAAGAAUCAAUACAUUGAUUCAAUAUAUACAGUAUAAUCCAGUAUAAUAAUCAUCUUGGUAGCCGGCUGGCUUGGACUGUCCCCUCCCUCUUUGAUGAUUGAUUGAUUGAUGGCGCCAUCUUUCUGACCUCAGUGUCAAGUCUUCUAGGCGGAACCGCAGACGUUGGGCCUGGUCAUGUAUUCAGGACACAAAUCAAACCCUCCGAUUACAUUCAACACCGCCAAGCUGCGUUAUGAUGGAUCCGCGCCAUCGCCACUCACAGUCUAUACUCGUGAAGCUCCAAGAGCCGGGAACAGGGGCCCGAGGGCACGCUCCCGGUACCGGGCCGCACGAGGAGACGCGCCCGUGUCUGGAUGCGCCUCAGCAUGACAGCGCUCGGGACAUGUCAGUUCGCCGGUAGCGGUACCGGUAUCAAUCAUUUAAACGUGUGCGAGCGCUGGUGAAACUUUAACACUCUUCGUCUUUCAAAAUGAACCGGCCUGCGAAGCCAAUACAAAUGAUAUUUAAAUAAAUAUUUAAGUUAUUUAAAUGAAGCAGCCCAAGGGCGUGUACCGGACAAAAGUCGUCCCGCUGCGUACCCGUUCCCGUGGUUAGGUGACCGGACCAGAGAGGAGCUCGAGAGCACCGCUGACGGGGUAACGUGAGCUAAAACGCGGAGCGUUCCAUGGAAACGGUCCCGUGGAGGGGCCAGGCACGCGCGCGCGCCGAUCAACAGGUGGAUGUGCGCGAGGCCGGUGCGGACCUGGACGUGGCUUUCGCUUCCUCCGCCCUCCCCCCCCGCGCGCGCACUCCCGGCCAUGUCACGACAAACGGAGCGUCCGAGCCGCCGAACGGCGAACUUCGCGAGUCACGCGCUACCGAGAGCCGCGGCGCUGUUCACGCGACACGCACGCGCUCAGCUGCGUGGAAGCUUCGCUCCUCUCCGAGCGCGGACGCGACGAGCGCUCUCACUGUGCCAGGAGUUAUAAUGCUUGUUAGGAACGGACCCGCGAUGGAUCUGCGCGCGGAACACGUGAAAAUAAAAGCACACUAUGGCGGGGACAUGCUGAUCUCACACCUGGACUCAGGCCUGACGUUCGCUGAGCUUUGUGUAGAGUUGCGGGCGAUGUGUAACGUCUGUGAGGAGCAGCCCCUCACACUGAAGUGGAUCGAUGAUGAAGGUGACCCAUGCACCAUCUCAUCCCAGAUGGAGAUGGACGAAGCCUUUCGUAUCUACGGCAGGACCAAACCUUCUGGACUCCUCCUUCAUGUAUUCCCGAGCGCCCCAGAGAAGCCUGGGAUGCCAUGUCCAGGAGAGGACAAAUCGAUCUACCGCCGUGGAGCUCGAAGAUGGAGGAAGUUGUACCGAGUGAAUGGACACCUCUUCCAGGCCAAGCGCUUUAACAGGAAAGCACACUGUGGCCACUGUAGUGAGAGAAUAUGGGGUCUGGGGCGCCAAGGCUACAAGUGCAUCAACUGCAGGCUGCUGGUCCAUAAGCGCUGUCAUAAACUCGUCCCCCUGACUUGUCAGAGGCAUAUGGAUCCAGUGAUGCCAUCCCAGGAACCGCAGGUCGAUGAAAAAACUGGGGAGGAGGAAGUAGAGGCCCCCCCAGAGGACGCCGAGGACACAGACAGAAUACCUUUCUUAGCACACAGUCGGAAUGCGGAUAAGCCUGAAGAUGACUCGGAGGACCUAACUGCAGUAGUGGACGGUAUGGAGGGUAUCCAGAUCUCGGAGGGAUUGGGUCUGGCGGAUUUUGAUCUGAUCCGUGUGAUUGGCCGCGGCAGCUACGCCAAAGUCCUGCUGGUGCGUCUGAAGAAGACGGAGCACAUGUAUGCCAUGAAGGUAGUGAAGAAAGAGCUGGUGCAUGAUGACGAGGACAUUGACUGGGUUCAGACAGAGAAGCACGUUUUUGAACAGGCCUCCAGUAACCCCUUCCUCGUGGGCCUCCACUCCUGCUUUCAGACUGAGAGUCGGUUGUUCCUGGUGAUAGAGUAUGUAAAUGGGGGAGAUCUGAUGUUCCAUAUGCAACGACAACGGAAGCUUCCAGAGGAACAUGCAAGGUUCUACGCUGCAGAAAUCUGCAUUGCCCUGAACUUCCUCCAUGAGAAGGGAAUUAUUUACAGAGACCUUAAACUGGACAACGUGUUGCUGGAUCAGGAUGGUCAUAUCAAGCUCACAGACUACGGCAUGUGCAAGGAGGGAAUCAGACCAGGUGACACGACCAGCACGUUCUGUGGUACUCCGAACUACAUAGCCCCUGAGAUCCUGAGAGGAGAGGAUUAUGGGUUCAGUGUAGACUGGUGGGCUCUGGGGGUGUUGAUGUUUGAGAUGAUGGCUGGCAGGUCUCCGUUUGACAUCAUAACGGACAAUCCUGACAUGAACACCGAGGAGUAUCUCUUCCAGGUCAUUCUAGAGAAACCUAUCCGUAUUCCAAGGUCUUUGUCUGUGAAGGCGGCGAGUGUGCUCAAAGGCUUCCUGAACAAGGAUCCCAAGGAGAGGCUCGGCUGCCAAGUUCAGACCGGCUUCAGUGAUAUCAAGUCUCACACGUUCUUCAGGAGCAUCGACUGGGACCAGCUUGAGCAGAAGCAGGUGACGCCACCAUUCAAACCACAGAUUACGGACGAGUAUGGGUUAGACAACUUCGACACGCAGUUUACCAACGAACCUGUGCAGCUAACGCCGGAUGACGAGGAGGCGAUAAGGAGAAUAGACCAGACAGAGUUUGAGGGGUUCGAGUACAUCAACCCACUGCUACUUUCCACCGAGGAAUCCGUAUGAAAGGGAGGAGGGGGAGCAAAACAAAACAAAAACAAAAACAAAAACAAAACGGCUCCCCUCCCUCCGCCGCUGUGAGGACUGCGAGAGACUGAGGAUCUGAGCCAGACUCUACUGACCAUUCCCCUCCAAACUGCACGUCCGCGUGUCGUUAUGCAUAACCUCAGACCCAUCUCAACUUGUUUUGGGGCAAAGCUGGAAGAGACCAAAACAGGACAAAUAUUUAAUGAUAUGAAAGCAACGUUGCCCGAACAAAAAAAACCAAACAAAACAAAAAAAAGCCAGCUGCCGGAUGUCUUCCUCCUGCUCAGCGUCCUCUGCCAUCGUUUGUGUGCAUCAGCACGGCUGCCUAGGUCUGAAAGCAGCUUCAGUGUUCUGUGCCUGUGCUUGUCAUGGACUACAAUUCCCAUCAGCCCCAGCUAAAGAUGACAGUUCUACUUGAGAACGUAAUUUAAUCUGCACUUUUCUUUAAUUUUCUAUGUGUUUUGUUUUUAAUUGACUCGUGUGGGGUUCUCCCUCAAGCAAAAUAAGAUUGUAAAACUGUUUAAGGAAACACAAAGUUCACACUUGUAGUAGAAGUAGCCAAACGAAGAAUUUGUGAUGCCUUUUAUUAAUGUGGCAGAUUUUAGGUGAUCAUGAUCUGGUCCACACAGAUUUCCUGUGCAAUCUGGCUAACAUGAUUUUUAAAAACAGGAGACAUUUUUUUUCUUUGAUGAAGUGCCUCAAAGACAUCUGCAGUUUUUCUCUUAUUUAAUUUGGAUUUGAUUUUUAACACCCCUGCUCCAAACAAGAUGUGGCCACACACACACACACACACACACACACACACACACACACACACACUCCAUUCCACUGCCUCCUCUUAGCACAGACAGAUCUAAAGGUACUCCACGCUUUCCUCUCGUGACCAAAAAUAAUGAAGGAUGAUGAUGUGAUCAUGAUGGUGUCCUUAGUGGGUGAGAUGUUGCAGAGCGUGAGAGAGCAGAACAGAGGUGGGGGUGUGCUGUCACUGUUCUGGCCUGUGUGAUGGUAAAACUGUACCAUCUCCAUGACAGACUCUCAGAAGACGCCCAGAACAGGAAACUGUGGAGCAGUAAUGUUUUCUACUGUUGAUCCAAAACCACAGAAAUCCACACAGACACUAACCGGAGAAAGCCAGUUAAUUCCUUCCCAUGUUAAUUCAGUGACAUGCGAUCACAAAGCGAGAUCCUGUAGGAUGUGGUGAGCGAUUCUUUUUAAUGUCUAAUACGUGCACAAAAAAAUCCACUUCAACAACCAAACCAUGCGGCUUCUCUUUAAAACUGCCAUGUGCUUCUGAUUAGAACUUCAUCUCACCGUAAUUGGUCCAUUAAUUACCCCACAGCCCCAGGUCACGUUUCUGUUUGCUUCAGCGUCAAGACGAGUUGGUGGAGCUGGAAAACCACAACGCCUUCGGAAAUCUCGCGACCCGUGCAGACACACCGAUCCGUUCUUAGGGUUUAUUAGCGAUUAGCGCGCGCUAAACACAAAAGACCGUGUGGAACAGAACCGGGGGGGGGGGGGGGGGGGCA
Messenger RNA from Electrophorus electricus (electric eel), 4324 nucleotides. NCBI's taxonomy places the organism in Eukaryota, Metazoa, Chordata, Actinopteri, Gymnotiformes, Gymnotidae. The record is from RefSeq and is a predicted model, not a curated record.